Messenger RNA from Neurospora tetraspora, 1142 nucleotides. RefSeq lists its product as uncharacterized. The transcript has a single exon. Bases 238 to 855 code for a protein of 205 amino acids. The record is from RefSeq and is a predicted model, not a curated record. Lineage: Eukaryota; Fungi; Ascomycota; Sordariomycetes; Sordariales; Sordariaceae.
CGGACAUUGCUGAAGCACUGGAAGGCUUGAAGUUGUCGGAGCAAGCAUCGGAAGAGAAUUCAUCUGAGCCGGAGUCUUCAAAACCUACUGAGAAACCCACGGAACUGGAAGGCUCCAAAGAGUCAAAGCCGCUGACGACUGAGGAGUGAUGGUCAUUCCUUGCCAAGAGCGCUUGGUAAUCCAUCAUCUUUCUCCUAUACUCAUGUUCAAUGGUUCGUUUGUUCUGCAUUCUCACACAUGAUACCGGACUUUGUUACCAUCCGCCUGCUUGUGGAAUGGGUUUUGCUCUCAUGGCGCGCUCGGGGUCUGUUUCACUCUCGGCCACCCAGUCCUCUUGACUUCUUUAUGAGCGAUGAUGGCAACCGGGACUUCAGGUAUCAGAAUGCCUUGACUGGAGUCUGCUCCGCUGCACUCAUUUAUCUUUCGCAGAUCCCGAAAACCCAUAAAUCACAUCCACAUCGACAUUGUCAGUUGCAUUGUUGGUCUAGGACCACAAGCCUCAACGCUCAGUUCUUCUCUGCAGACAGCACAGCACGAUCGGACCACACAAUGAUAUGUGCUAUAGCCAUCUGCUAUAGCACAUAUGCUAUACUUACAUGUCCUUUGUAUACCGUCUCAUCAUUGAGAUUUCAGAAGCUGAAAAUCGGUCGAAUGCACAGCAAAGGAGUCUGGCGGCGCCGGCGAAGGGCAAGAAGAGGAAAGAGCCCACAUGUGAUGUCACCUUGGCAAUUAAAUCACUCCCGAUCGGGCAAAGGGUCAAAGCGUAAAAGUCGCGAUGCAAUUUCGCAAGAUUGCGGCGGACAGGGAAUGCAACUUCGGGGUAGGCCUUGGCGGACGCCUGUUCCAGAAGAUUGACAGCCCAGGUGCCUGGAACCGUGCUCAUCAAGUGAUGGUUUGUCUGUCGUUUCGGAUGGUCUUUGUGAUUUCUCCUUCUCUUCUUUCUUCUUCAGUUUAUGCGCUACGGCGCAAUCUAACGACACCGGCGACAUAUUCCAACAGCAUCAUCUUGAGUUCACUACAGGUGCCGAUCCCCUACGGCAACAGACGAGACAUCUUCAAGGACGGCAACAAGCGAGCGAGAUGGCCUCAGGGUUCUCAUAGCCCACCCACCACAAACCUAGAGCCUCGGAGCGAUUCCAAUG